Molecule: messenger RNA, 2794 nt
Organism: Melopsittacus undulatus (budgerigar)
Lineage: Eukaryota; Metazoa; Chordata; Aves; Psittaciformes; Psittaculidae
Product: torsin-1B
Exons: 5
Coding region: 32-1060 (342 amino acids)
Biological process (GO): protein localization to nucleus; nuclear membrane organization
Cellular component (GO): endoplasmic reticulum; endoplasmic reticulum lumen; nuclear envelope
Molecular function (GO): kinesin binding; ATP binding; ATP hydrolysis activity
Source: RefSeq, a predicted model, not a curated record
GGGCGGAGCUGCGGCGAGGCGCGGAGCCGCCAUGCUGCGGGUGCUCGGGCUGCUGGGGCUGCUGCUGCCGGGGCUGGCGGCGCUGGAGCCGCUCAGUGUGGGCCUGGCCAUCGGCGUCGCCUCGGCGCUCACCGGGUACCUGUCCCACCAAAGGUUCUACUGCAGCUACGUGGAGUGCUGCCCCAGCGCCGGCCGGAGCCUCAACGCGACCGCGCUGAAGCUGCAGCUGGACACGAAGCUCUUCGGGCAGCACUUGGCCAAGGAGGUGGUGCUGAAGGCAGUGAUGGGCUUCAGCAACAACCCCAGCCCCAAGAAGCCGCUGAUGCUGUCACUCCAUGGCUGGGCCGGCACCGGCAAGAACUUCCUGAGCCAGAUCCUGGCGGAGCACGUUCACCCCGCCGGCCUGCGCAGCAAGUUUGUCCAUCUCUUCCUGGCCACCCUGCACUUCCCUCACCACGACCAAGUCAAGACCUAUAAGGAACAACUGCAGAACUGGAUUCGGGGCAAUGUCAGUGCCUGUCCCCAGUCAGUCUUCAUUUUUGAUGAGAUGGACAAAAUGCAUCCAGGUCUCAUCGAUGCCAUCAAGCCAUUCUUAGACUAUUACGAGCAGGUUGAUGGAGUGUCCUACAGGAAAGCUAUCUUCAUCUUCCUCAGCAAUGCAGGUGGUGACUUAAUUAAUAAAGCAGCUCUUGACUUCUGGGCAAGUGGAAAGCGCAGGGAAGAGAUUCAGCUGAAAGACCUGGAGUCCAUGUUAUCUGUAGGAGUCUUCAAUAACAAGAACAGUGGACUGUGGCACAGCAGCCUCAUUGACAGGAGCCUCAUUGACUACUUUGUCCCCUUCCUGCCACUGGAGCACAAGCAUGUGAAGAUGUGCGUCAGGGCUGAAAUGAUAGCCCGUGGCUAUGCUGUUGAUGAGAACAUUGUUCAAGCAGUGGCUGAUGAGAUGACAUUCUUCCCAAAAGAGCAGAAAAUCUACUCUGAUAAAGGCUGCAAGACUGUACAGGCCAAGUUGGAUAUUCAUGAAGACGUUAUGAUGAGAAAUACAAAAGCCAAGGGUUGAGUACCUGUCAGGACUCCAAAGCAUUCCCAGAGCUUUUGGACAUCUACGAUUUUGCACUUAAGUUUUUUUACUGUUGCAGGGAGUUUGGUGAAAUACCAGAGUGCGCUGUGUGGGCUUUUUAACUGCAGUUGUAUUUUGUGGUUUGUUCUUUUUUUAAACUUAACGUAGAAUCACAGAAUGGGUUGGGUUGGAAGAGACCUUAAAGCUCAUCUAGUUCCAACCCCUUGCCACAAGUAGACACCUUCCACUAGACCAGGUUGCUCAAAGCCCUGUUCAACCUGGCACUGAAUAUCCCACUGAUCAUCUCUGAACUGACUGGUAUCCAGAUGUUAUCCCCUUUAGUUUCCUUUUAAUCUAGAGAGACUUUUCGAGUGUGUCACAUACAUAGCACUGGAUACAGUCUCUCCUGCUUUAUUCUUCCAAGUGCUAGGCUUAUAAAGAAUUUAAUUCCUCUUUCCACUAAAACUAGACAAGGGCAAAGAAGAACAGAGAAAUUCUCACAGGCAGUCAUAUCCCCUUCCUUGUACAUUGUCUCAGUCAUGGGCUAGUGAAAUGAAGGGAUGUGUGGUGUGUUCAGGACUAUGACAGUGUCUGAAAGGGUAAACACCUUGAUGCAUUGGCAGUAAGAUGGCAUGGUGAAAGGUGGGUUGCUGCUUAGGGAAAAAGAAAUUGUAAAAGAAACUUUAUAUUCUUUAACUAAAGGAGCUAUGUGAAAUUGUGUGGUUUUCCUAAGCAGAAGGACCCAUCUGAGGAAUCCCACUGCUACAAUGUCCUGGGCCAGCCUACUGUUCAUAAUCAGAAAAAUCUCUUAUGAGGAUCUGACUUACAGCUUGUCAGGUGAAUCUGUAUGUGGGCUUCUGGGCCUGAAGUCUGCAAGGUCUUUAGCAGUCACUCUCAGCUGCACCCAGUAGUCCAGCAGUGGGUAACUCUACUCUCAUCUUGCUUGGAAGACUUUCAUGGCAAAAGUCACUUUAAAAUGUGUACUUUUAUGCUGAAGUGCAAGCAACAGCAAUAGAAAGCUCUUCCUGGAAAGCCCCAGAGAAGGGAGUAUGGGAAAUGGGAGCAAUCCACAAUCUCAUACCUCAGUAGGUAACUAAGUUUUAUAUAAGUUUUUAACGUUCAAGAGUAACUGUGUGGAAGGGUGGGGAAUUAGGAAGCUUGGAAAGACUGAGUUAACCUACACCCACUGGUAUGGCUGAAGUUUAAAACUGUUGCAAGCUUUAACUUUCAUCAUCACUUGUGGAUCAAGUAUUGUAAUGCAAGACAGAAGUGCCUAUCACUUGUUGAUUGUAGUGUGUUUUCUAAACUGGUAAGAAGAAUUGGGCUAUUUUUGUGCUGCAGCAUGUGUUGUUCCCUCACUUGUACUUAAACUGGCUUUAAGAUAUGAUGCAGAACUUAACAGUUCUCAAUGCUAUUAAUUCAAAUUACAACAGAGAACUUAGCAUUUACGCUAAGCAUUAACAUUUAAAGUGUCAAUUGCCGUUUACAACCCCACCCGGAGUUUGUCAAGUGUUGGCAAACUGCUCACACUGAUGCAAUCUCCGGAGCCAAAGCUAGGUAGCCGUUAACCUUGGGACGUUGGACUCUUUGUUUCUUCAUGGAUCAUGUUUUGCCUGUUAACUGAUUCACAUGCUGCAUCCAGUUUCAGUUACUCCAAAUACAAAAUAUUUGUGCAAUUUCAAAACACUUGAGUAUUGCUACUAUAUAGUCUGAAUAAAUCUUAAGUCACGUUUC